This is a messenger RNA of Harpegnathos saltator (Jerdon's jumping ant), 3328 nucleotides long. RefSeq names its product DEAH-box helicase 16 lethal (2) 37Cb (gene l(2)37Cb). The coding region runs from base 157 to 2724 and encodes 855 amino acids. Gene Ontology annotation, cellular component: intracellular anatomical structure; catalytic step 2 spliceosome. The transcript has 13 exons. Gene Ontology annotation, molecular function: RNA binding; ATP binding; helicase activity. Lineage: Eukaryota; Metazoa; Arthropoda; Insecta; Hymenoptera; Formicidae. The record is from RefSeq and is a predicted model, not a curated record.
AUAUCGAGAAGAUAAUCGAUCCUUUAAAAAGUCGUACAUCGAUUUAUCAGUCGUCCACUUCUGCUGCAAGCGAAUGAUAAGGAAGUGGAUGUUGUAUAUGUUGGAAGCAGAUUAUCGAACUUUUUUUUAAUGUAAACUUAACCUUUACCUUUCAAAAUGAGUAAAUACAGGCGUGAAGUAACUUCAAGUGAGGACAGUGAUAGCGAGGAAGAACGUCGCAAGAAGGAUAUCAAGGAAAGAGACAGUUUUGCCAGUCGUCUUAAAGCCAAAGAUGAAAGCAAGAUACGCAAGAUUGCUAUGCCGGCUGGUUCUGGAGCAGCUGAAGCUGCAAAGAGGCUUAAGAUCAUUGAAACUGAUACCAGAGAUCAUCUGGUGCCAAAACUACGUAUUGAAUCUCGUAGGAAAUAUCUGGAGAAACGUAAAGAGGACAAAGUGGCUGAACUGGAGGCUGACAUUCUUGACGAUGAAUAUCUGUUUGAAGAAGAAAUUUUAACAGAGAGAGAAAAACGUGAAAGAGCUCAUAAGAAACAGUUACUGCAUUUAGCAAAAGAGCAUGAAAAGGCAAGAGAACUUGAACGUAUCCAGCGUUAUCACAUGCCGCUUAGAGAAGGCAAGAUAGAACCAGAGCCUGAUGUAAUGGAUAAAGAACCACCACAAUCUGAACAAAGCAAAUGGGAAUCGGAUCAAAUGUCAUCUGCUGUUUUUCGCUUUGGUGCUCGAGAUAGGAAGGCUCAACAAGAUUAUGAUCUUCUCAUGGAGGAUGAGAUAGAAUUUGUUCAAGCAUUACGUAUGCCUGGUCAUGACAAAGACAAGAAACGUGAGGCCAGUCCACCACCACAUGUUAAAACUUUACAAACGAUACAAGAAACGAAGAAGAGUUUACCCAUUUACCCAUUCAGGAAUGAUCUCAUUCAAGCCAUCAAGGAUCAUCAAGUUUUGAUAAUAGAAGGUGAAACGGGAUCGGGAAAAACCACGCAGAUACCACAAUAUCUGUACGAAUCUGGAUUUGCAGAGGACAAUAAGAUAAUCGGAUGCACGCAGCCGCGGCGAGUAGCUGCGAUGUCGGUAGCCGCGAGAGUAGCCCACGAGAUGGCCGUUAAGCUGGGAAAUGAAGUCGGUUAUGCUAUCCGUUUCGAAGACUGUACGUCACAUCGUACUCGUAUUAAAUACAUGACCGAUGGUACGCUACACCGAGAAUUUCUCAGCGAACCCGACCUGGCUUCGUACAGUGUAAUGAUCAUUGAUGAGGCGCAUGAACGUACUUUGCACACCGACAUAUUAUUCGGAUUAGUUAAGGAUAUCGCGAGGUUUCGUCCUGAUCUGAAGCUCCUGAUCUCGUCGGCUACGUUGGACGCCACGAAGUUCAGCGAGUUCUUCGACGACGCUCCCAUCUUCAGGAUACCCGGUCGUCGUUUUCCUGUCGAUAUCUAUUAUACGAAAGCACCGGAAGCGGAUUACAUCGACGCCUGCGUAGUCUCUAUUCUGCAAAUUCAUACAACGCAAUCGCCGGGUGACAUACUAGUGUUCCUGACUGGACAAGACGAGAUCGAGACGUGCCAGGAGAUGUUGCAGGAGAGAGUCAGGAGGCUUGGGAGUAAGCUAGCGGAACUUUUAAUUUUGCCCGUGUACGCGAAUUUACCGAGCGAUAUGCAAACGAAAAUAUUCCAGCCGACUCCACCAGGAGCAAGAAAAGUUGUAUUAGCGACCAAUAUAGCGGAAACUUCGCUAACUAUAGACAACAUAGUGUACGUGAUAGACCCCGGAUUCGCGAAGCAGAACAAUUUCAAUUCACGUACGGGUAUGGAGAGUCUGAUGGUCGUGCCGAUCAGUAAAGCAUCUGCAAAUCAGAGAGCAGGUCGAGCUGGUCGAGUUGCUCCUGGGAAGUGCUUCCGGCUGUAUACCGCCUGGGCGUAUCAGCACGAACUCGAGGAUAACACUGUGCCUGAAAUUCAGAGAAUUAAUCUCGCGUUGGAGCAGCUGUACGCGCUGGGCGCGUUGAAUCAUCGCGGGGAAUUGACGAAACUCGGGCGUAGAAUGGCCGAGUUCCCGUUGGAUCCAAUGAUGGCGAAGAUGCUGCUGGCUAGCGAGCGAUAUCGUUGCUCGGAAGAGGUGGCGACUAUCGCGGCCAUGCUCUCGGUGAACGGCGCGAUCUUCUACAGGCCGAAGGACAAGAUCAUACACGCGGACGCUGCAAGAAAAAAUUUCCAUGUACCUGGCGGGGAUCAUCUGACUCUUCUCAACGUGUACAAUCAAUGGCAGCAGAGUGAUUUCAGCACGCACUGGUGUUACGAGAACUUUAUACAGCACAGGUCCAUGAAACGGGCGAGGGAUGUCAGAGAACAGCUGGUAGGUCUGAUGCAACGUGUCGAGAUGGAAUUGGUUUCAGGGAUCACGGAGACAAUUAACAUUAGGAAGGCUAUUACAGCUGGUUAUUUCUAUCACGUGGCACGAUUGUCCAAAGGUGGUCACUACAAGACUGCGAAGCACAAUCAAACGGUUGCGAUACAUCCGAACAGUUCCCUGUUUCAGGAACUCCCCCGUUGGCUGCUCUAUCAUGAGCUUGUGUUCACUACUAAGGAGUUUAUGCGUCAGGUGACAGAGAUCGAGAGUAAAUGGCUGUUGGAAGUGGCGCCCCAUUAUUACAAGUCUAAAGAACUAGAGGACUCGACGAACAAGAAGAUGCCGAAAGUAACUGGCAGAGCGCGACCAGACGGGACUAAUUAGAUUAUUAUAUUUGCGCCUAGCAACACAAUUGUGCAUCUCUUCUUGACAGCGACAUUAAAUUAUAUUUUUUACAUAUCCGUUUCUACACGGCGCACCAAUAAAAAGAAAAAGAGAAAAGAAAAAAGACACGCCAUUUACCUCUAUUCAAUUCACUCGUCGAUUUGCGUUCAUUCCAUGCUUUCCGCUUCGCGGAACGUUGUACUUUGCAACUUAAUAAAACAGCUCUUACGUUUGCAAGAAAUGAAAGGAACGGGCAGUAAUUAUAUUGUAAGAAUAUUCUGCGGAAUAUGCGUGUGUAUACACGCGACACGUUUUGCCGUUUCUUUUUUCUCUGGCGAGCUCUCAUACCGCAAUUCUUAAUCGAUUCUCAAUCGAUUCUUAAUCGACAAAUAAUUACGCGGUAAUUCCGAGCUAUUUUGCCGAUGAAUAAUUUCGAUCGGUUGCAGGUAUAAUCGGAGACGUAAUAUGCAUUAUACAGGAGGAACAUUAUGUUCGCCAGCGCUAAUAAUCUACCUAUAUCACCGGGACGAGGAAACUUUUCAAUGAUAUUGAAACUGUGGAAGGAAAGAAUAGAAAAUUAUAUGCACGGGAAUAGGAAGGAAUG